Messenger RNA from Drosophila serrata, 9780 nucleotides. It is a transcript of the gene skd, whose product is annotated as mediator complex subunit skuld. Gene Ontology annotation, molecular function: transcription coactivator activity. The record is from RefSeq and is a predicted model, not a curated record. Gene Ontology annotation, biological process: positive regulation of transcription by RNA polymerase II. Lineage: Eukaryota; Metazoa; Arthropoda; Insecta; Diptera; Drosophilidae. Gene Ontology annotation, cellular component: mediator complex.
UUUAUUGAGCCGACGGACGGCAAGUUUUCCUUGAUAUUUGUUGCGAAUUACAAUUACUAAAAUCGAUCGCAGAUUUUUCCCGUGUCCGAAAUCGAAAGUGAAAGUGGCACAAAAUCAACAACAACCAACAACAUGAAUAAUUCAACAGUAUGUGUGUUUCAUUGCCAAAGCAACGUUUACGUUUAAACGAGAGAUCAAAAAUAAAUACAAAAAGUCCUUAAGUAAAUAAAUAAAUAAAUACAAAUUCUGUCAAAGCAAAUCAAAACCAAACACCAAUAGUAAAUUACAAACAAAUUCAACAACAAAAUCAUAAAGCAAAGAAACGAGAAGGUGGAGGAGGAGGAGGAGAAAGAGGCAGAAGCACAGUUUGUGUAUCCGUGUGUGUCGUUCUCUCGCUCUCUCUCUGUCGCGUGCGUUCGUUCGUGUUUGUGUGCAUGUGUGUGUGUGCAGCCGAAUCAAUAAAACGGAAAUAAAAUAAAUAAGAAAAUCAACAGCAAAUGUGCAAAAUACUAGAGAAUAUCACAAAUCCCUAACAACAGCAGCAACAAUACCUAAAUAAUACGAAUAAUAAUAAUAGUUGAGAAAAUGAGGUGCUGCUGUUGUGCGAAGAAAACAAGCCAAGAACUAUGACGCAUCAAAAUCAUCAGACAAACGGCGCAAGUUUGGAGGAUUGCCACACAAACUUUUAUGCCUUGACUGAUUUAUGUGGAAUAAAGUGGCGAAAGUUCGUUAACGGGGAGCGACCAAACGCGUCUAGUGACCCAUUGGCGGACCCGAUCCUGCGCUCCUACUCGCGAUGCAUCCAGGCGGACAUGCUCUGCGUGUGGCGGCGGGUGCAGUCCAUCAAGACGGACAACGCCGACCAGAAUGCCUUAACCUUCGAGAUCACCACCUCGACCAAGGUCCACCCGCCCCUUUCCCUGGCCGCCUCCAAGGAGCUAUGGAUCUUCUGGUACGGCGAGGAGCCCGAUCUCAGUGAGCUCGUCGAUGCCGAACUGCUACGUGUUGCGGCUAACCAAUCGCUUUGGAAUGGCACCUGGAAAGGAGCUCUCACCUAUGAGUGCCGAUCGCUGCUCUUCAAGGCGCUACACAAUCUUAUGGAGAGGUUCGUCCUCACCAAGGAUAUUGUGCGCUUUGGAAAAUGGUUUGUGCAGCCUUGCACCUCCAGCGAUCGUCUUUUUGGACGCAGCUCCCAGCAUUUGUCCUUCUCCUUCACGUUCUUUGUGCACGGUGACACUGUUUGCGCCUCGAUAGAUCUGCGCGAGCAUCCCGCCGUGCGUCCAUUGACCAAGGAGCACUUGGCUGAGGCGGCUGCCGCCUUUGCAGCGGCCAGUUCACCGCCAGGAUCUGCGGCAACUUCGGCGGCAGCGGCUGGUGGUGUAGGAGCAGUGCCUAGUCCGGGUCAGGAGCCGAAUGGCAAUGGCACGGAGCCACUGGAAGGCGGCGAGGGUGGAGCUGCCAAGGCCGCGACGCCAGCGCAUGCGCGCAAGGUGAUGCUGGCCCCAUUUGGCAUCGCGGCGAUACUCACCGGCAAUAGCUACAAGGCCAACGAUCCCAUGGCCGAGAAGAUCCUGGAGGAUUGGGCCUCAUUUUUCCCGCUGUGCAAUAAGGACAACACGGACGUGCCACCCGUUGUGGAGGUAGUGUCGGGUGGUCAUAAGAUGUAUCAUCCCACGAACUACGUACUAGUCACAGAUCUGGACGACAUGGAGCACAUGGAGUUCGCUGAGAUGCAGAAGAUGCAAAGCUCCGUGGGCAAUGGAGGAGCGGCUGAGGCCGCCGUUCUGGCCUCACAAUCCUGCCCACCGGGCGCAGCAGCUGUUGCCGCUCCGCCUUCCCUAAGUGUCCCAACAGCUGUGCCCAUGGGCCCCGCUUCUCUCAGCGCCCCGGGAGGAGUUGCUCAUCCCGCCUCGGCCAAGGAUGUAUCUCGUAAGGCAGCUCCACAAGCGGUCAGCGCCCUGGAGCGCCUCGCCUUCCAGCCCUACUACGAUCAACGGCCCACCUCGGGCUUCACCUUCAACACCAACAAUACUCAUAUCCCCGCCUCGGCUGCCGUGGAGAUGCCAGAGCGUGCCUGGCAGGAUUGCGUGAUGAACACGCUUCACGUGGAUGCAGCGGCAGCGGCGGCAGUGGCAGCCGCAUCCUCAAUACCUUCCGCCGGAAGUGGAACAGGGACGGCUGCAGUUAACGAUGAGGAUGAGCAGAAUAAACCGCCGCAGCAGGAUUCCAAGCAGCUAGUGCAACAGCAGAUUCAGCAGCAGCAGCAACAACAGCAACAGCAGCAGCAACAACAGCAACGUCAGAAGCUCUGGAACUUUGUGGAUCCCAUGCAAAAGGCGCCCUGCAUAUGCACCAACGCCCAAUGCAGCAGCAGCAGCAACAGCAACAGUAGCAUCAGCAGCAACAUCUGUGGCAGCAGCAACAAGCGACUGCAGCAACCGCUGGGAUCGCCAGCAUUGCGUGCAGCAGUCACCGGUGGCGGCAUUAGUGGCAAUAAGUCCUCGUCGUCGUCGUCAUCAUCAUCAUCGUCGUCAUCCUCCACGUACCAGCAACAUUACCACCAGCAACAUCUGCAUCAGCAGCAACAGCAACAGCAACAACGACCGGGAACACCUGUGCCGGCAACAUCGCAUCAUUCCAGUUCCCUGAGCAACAUCAUCACUACUUCCUCUGCCUUGAAUUCUUCCGCGGCUGCAGCUCUCCUCCAUCGGCGUCACAAUGUGCCGUUCCACAAGCGAUUGCUCCAUUCGCUGGCGUCCACCGCCUCUAUGGCCACCUUUAGACCCAAAAAUCACAGCAACAACAACAAUAACAACACCACAACAUCAACAACAACAACAACAGACACCAAUAUACCAAAACAAAGACAUCUCGGGAAUACGCCACAUGGAACGCCACACGGCGGUGCAUCGACGUACUCUCGGAACUCACUGGGCGGCGACUCCUCGAUGCCGGUGGCCUCUGUGGAAUCGCCCGCCACGCCGGCUCCCUCUCCGCAUCCGAAUUCGGCGCACUCGCAACCGACGUCGGUGCCACCCGCAGAGCAACUGCUCAACAUGAGUCCACAUGCGCCCACUUCCGUUUCGAAUCUGCAGCAGCCGCCGACCCCCAUCGACCACCUGCUGGACAAGAAUACGCCGGCGCCGACGCCAACGGACCAGCACGAUAACAAGAGCAUCACGGCCUCGCCCUAUGUCCAUCAGACACCCAGCGUGGAGCCGCCCUCCUACACAGAUCAUGCUGGUUCAGCCGGCGGAGCAAGCGGAGGCAAUGGGCCAUCUCUCGGCGGAACUGGUCCGGGCAGUGUGCCUGCCCAGCAGCCGCCCACGCCAACAGCAACGGCAACGUCUGCCGUUGGCGGAGGAGGAGCUGCAACUACAAGCGGCGGAGCCAGCACAGUAGGCACCAUAAGUGUCAAGAAGCUGGAGAUGCAGCAACAACAGCAGCAGAUGCCGUCUGCCACGAUGGCUAUUAAGCAGGAGCCAGGGAUCGGGAGCCUAGGAAGGUUGCCAGCCAGUACGGUUAACUUUACCAUGGAGGCCAUGAACAAUCUGCGAAGCCUGUACAAUCCGCCAAAGCUGACGCUCAAGGAUCCGGAUAGCUUCUACGACGAAGAGUGGCUCAAGGAGGUCGUCUACGAUUUUCAAUACCAGGAGAACUGGGAUAACCUUCCAGUGAAGCGUCCGAAGCUGGACGAGGUCUCCAAGCAGCGAAGGCCGCGUUAUUCCAAGAACCUCUACGAGGGACAUACGCAUGUAAAGCCACUGAUGCCAUCGCCUGGAUCUGUCUAUGGCAACCAGUUGCUCUCAUUGGAGGUUCAAGCCGCGGCAUCAGCUGCAUCGGCCGGAAGCUCCAGCGGCGGCUUGGUUGGAAUCGCCAACAACAACAACAACAGCAGCAGUGCAGCCAAUGGCAACGAUGCGACGGAAACCGAAAGCGGUGGCGGUGGCAGCAGUAGCUUCUUCCAGGGAUUGGAUAUCAAAACGGAGCCGGGACUGCAUUCGCCAUCAUGCAAGGAGACCUCGAAGUCAUCAGGCGGCAACAGCAGUGGCGGUGGAAGCGGCGGUGGAAAUCUAUUCACGGCCGAAGGUCUAAAUCCAUCGCUCAACGACCUGGAACAGCUAUUCGAGACGAGCUCCAACGAUGAGUGCAGCAGUGUACAGAUACACACGCCGCCCGAUUCCAAUAAUCCCUCGAAUGGCGGCUGCAGUGCGGUGACCAACACAAUCGAUGAGCUCAAACGGAGCACGGCGGUGAACAGUGUUGUGGCAGCGGCAGCAGCAGCAGCAGCUGCAGCAGCAGAAGCAGCAGCGGCGGCAGUAACGGUCACGGGAGGAGCCGGCAACAUUCAAGCGGAGGAUCUCACCAAAAUGUUUCCCACGCCGCCGUCGCACGAACAGCAGCACCCGAACUCCAGUCCCUGUCAAACGGAUGUGGUAAUGACGGAUCUCAGUGUGGACAUCACCACCACCACGACCAGUAUGACAAAUAACAUCGCCGCCACCUGCAACACCACCAUGGCGAGUAGUAUCAACAGCACCAGUACCGCCACGUGCAACAAUAACAACAGCAACAACACCACCACCAACAGCAGUAUUAUCCUGGCCGCCGUUCAGGCUGCUCCCAUCACAGUGAUGGCCGCCAUUCAGCAGACAAGCAUUUCCAAGCUGGUGAAGCAGCAGCAGCAGGAAUAUAACCUGGAGCUGGGCAGUCCCGUGGAGGAGGCCAUCGAUGAUUGGAACUAUGUCUAUCGACCGCCGCAGCAGGAGAAAUUUGUGGGCUCCACGCGUUAUGCUCCACUGACCAAUUUGCCCAGCCAGACGCUACCGCCGUUGAACCUGCCCCCGGGAUGCUUUUAUCAGCCCACUUGGAGCAGCCACAAGUCCAGAGCGGCCACCCUGGCCAAGGCAGCAGCGGCCCAACAGCAGCAGCAUCAGAAGCAUCAGGCGUUGCAGCAGCGCAUUCAAUUGCAUCAGCAAAAGUUGCAGCAGCUCCAGCAUCAGCAUCUCCAACAGCAGCAGCAGCAGGCAGCGGCAGCAGCAGCGGCGGCAGCUGCAACAGCGGCAGCGGCGGCGGCGUCUGGUGGAGGCCAUCAGAAGCAUCAGCAUCAGCAUCUGCACGAUCUGCUGUCGGCGGGGCCAAGGACACCGCUAACUCCGUCUACAACUGUGCCGCAACCCUUGAGCAGUGGCGGCAACCAGUUGCUGCUGAAUCAAUUGAGUUGUCCGCAGGCGCCGCCGGGUAGCUCGAUGCAGCAAAUGAUGCGUGCGGGAAUGUCGCCGAUAUCACCGGGACACGGGCCCUUCUCCAGGAGCCCGGCCCUCCUGCGAACGCCAACGCAUCCUCCGCCACCGUAUCCGUAUGACGUUGGCAGUCCCGCAAACUCCACAUCCUCGUACUUGAACCGCCCACUGCAUUCGCAGGAACAUCCGCACGGCAUGCACGGUGGAAUGAUGGGAGGAGGCGGCGGCGGAGGAGGAGUAAUGGUCGGCAUGGGACCGGCAUCGGGAACUGGCAGCCAAAUGGGCAUGAUGAUGCCGUACUCUGGCGAUGCGGGCAUUGCCAGUAGUGGUGGCUUGGCGGCGGUGUCUGCCCCAGGAGCGAGCCUGCUCCAGGAGCUGCCCGAGGUGAACUCGGUGCUGGUCAAUAUACUGCUGUACGACACCGCCUUGAAUGUUUUCCGGGAUCACAACUUUGACAGCAGCAGCGUGUGUGUGUGCAAUGCGGAUACGCAGAAGAUUGGCAAUAUACGUGGAGCGGAUUCUGGUGUUUAUGUUCCGUUGCCCGGCGUCAGCUUUAAUCCGUUUCCUGGAGCAGCAGCCGGUGCGGUAGGAGGAGCAGGUGGCGUAAACGGAGGAGGGAUGGCUGCCGGGGGACAACGUAUGCUAAAUGGACCCAACUCUGGAGCUGCUGCCUUUGGCGGUCUGCGGAUGAUCAGUGCCUUUGGAGGCUCACCAGCCUCCGCCGCCUCGAUGCCUGGAGCUGGCUCCGGACAUGGCGGUCACGGCCCGAACGGCGGUGGUUCCAACUCGUCAUCGUCGUGCACGCCGCCCAGCAGUAAUCCGCACAUCACCGGCUAUGUCGACGACGAUCCCGUCGAGUGUACAUGCGGCUUUAGUGCGGUGGUCAAUCGACGGCUCUCUCAUCGCGCCGGUCUCUUCUACGAGGACGAAGUGGAAAUCACGGGCUUGGCCGAAGAUCCUGCCAGGAAUAAGCAGCCAACGCUGCUCAGCAUCAUACAGAGUUUGAGCAGAAAGAAUCAGCAGAGCAUACAGGCGCCGGGAGAAACUAGUUCGGCUUUGGAGAAGAUCGGAGCAGCGGGAGUAGGAGCAGCACAGUUGGAACAUCUGACGCAUGCCAUCUUUGACCUGCUGCUGGAUCAGUGCUCCAUCAUCCAGACCUCCAGCAGUUCCGUGCACCGAGCCCUCCAGGCUCACCGUCGGAGAAUGUCGCGGCAGAGGAGGAUUUUCGGCACGAAUGGAGCACCCACCGCCUCCUUAGCUUCAAUUGCCAAUGUCCUCGAAUUUAUGGAUGCGCAUGACGUGAUCAGCUUAGCACUAGAACAAGCCCGCUUGGCGUUUGAGAACCAGCGCAUGGACAGCAUGGAAUGGAACGGCGGAAGCAGCAGCUCACAGAAUCAACAGCAGCAGCUCACGGCCUUCCAUGCGCCGCCACUGGCGCUGCGACACAAGCUGGCGGGGAUCGGUGCCGGGCGGCUGACUGUCCACAAAUGGCCAUAUCUUCCCGUGGGAUUCACGCGAAGCAACAAGGAAAUUGUGCGCACGAUGAACGCCAUUCAACCGAUGCUGCAGAGUGCCUUCCAUUGCAAAUCGCGCGGCGGUUCCGGCUCCAAGGAUGCCAGCUCCUAUAACACGGUCAGUGGACCGCUCACCUGGCGACAGUUCCAUCGCUUGGCCGGACGGGCGUCUGGCCAGUGCGAGCCGCAGCCCAUACCCUCCGUGGUGGUGGGUUACGAGAAGGAUUGGAUAUCGGUGGCGCCACACUCCAUCCACUAUUGGGAUAAGUUUCUCCUGGAGCCUUACUCCUAUGCCCGAGAUGUUGUCUACGUGGUAAUCUGUCCGGACAAUGAGCACGUAGUGGGUUGCACCCGCAGCUAUUUCCGUGAGCUUAGCAGCACCUACGAGAUGUGCAAGCUGGGACGGCACACGCCCAUUCGUGGCUGGGAUGGCAUCCUGCAGGUGGGUGCUGCUGCUGCUAGCGUCGCUCGAGAUCGUGAGACAACGCCUCUGGACGAUUGGUUGCGUACCCUGGAACAUGCCGCUUUGGCGGAGCAAAUUCGACGCUAUGCCAUUGCCUUUAUUCACCAACUGGCUCCAUAUUUGAGUCGCGUGCCUAAUGAUAAGACGCUGCUAAAUCCACCCGAUGGUACUGGGAAUUGCAACUCCAAGAAUGGUGGCAGCAGCUCUUCCAACUCGUCGUCGUCGUCAUCCUCUGCGUCGAACUUGGGAACAACCGGUGGCGAUUUGCCUACGGAUAACAUUAAACUGGAACCAGGAACUGAGCCACCGCCGGCCGUUCAGCCGAUGGAAACGAAUCAGGACGUCAAGCAAGAGCCUGGAACAGUUGGAAAGGGCGCAGGAGCUGCAGGAGGUUCUGCUGCUGACACCAAACCCGCGCUCAUUCUCGGCGAUCCCUUGGGCGUGGGCGAGACCCUGGAGGAUAUUAAUCCACCAGCUAUUGUCCUGUAUGUGGUCAAUCCGUUCACCUUCGCCUCGGAUAGCUGCGAGCUGGAACGCUUGGCCCUGAUUGCCCUGCUCCGUUGCUAUGCGGAGCUCCUGAAAGCCGUUCCCGACUCGGUGCGUUCGCAGAUGAGCAUCCAGAUUAUAUCGCUGGAAUCGGUGAUGGAACUCGGACCGUGUGGCAAUAGGAAGCGUUUCUCCGACGAGAUUAAGUGCCUCGCCUUGAACAUCUUCUCUCAGUGCCGGCGGCACUUGGUGCACGCUCAGUCCGUGAAGAGUCUUACGGGCUUCGGAACGGCGGCCAAUAUGGAGGCCUUCCUGAAGACCAAGGACGAACCGAAUCGCAAAGCCUACAAGAUGUACACCGCACCCUUUGUCCUGGCCCCGAUGCAUGAAAGGAACGACAAGACAGACUUUACGCGAACGGCAGGCAGCAUGCAUGGCCAGAACGAACAUCGCUACUCGGUGAUGUAUUGCAAUUACUGUCUGAGCGAGGACCAGGCCUGGCUGCUGGCCACCGCCACGGAUGAGAGGGGCGAGUUGCUGGAGAAGAUCUGCAUCAAUAUCGAUGUGCCGAAUCGUGCGAGACGACGCAAGGCACCCGCACGCUAUGUGGCACUGAAGAAGCUGAUGGACUUCAUCAUGGGUCUCAUCUCGCAGACGUCGCAAAUGUGGCGUUUGGUCAUUGGACGGAUUGGUCGCAUUGGACACAGCGAACUGAAGUCGUGGAGCUAUCUGCUGAGCAAACAGCAGCUGCAAAAGGCCUCCAAGCAGUUCAAGGACAUGUGCAAACAGUGUACACUCAUGUAUCCACCAACGAUACUGAGUGCGUGUCUGGUGACCCUGGAGCCGGAUGCCAAGCUGCGCGUAAUGCCCGAUCAGUUUACGCCGGAUGAGCGCUUCUCGCAGAUAUCCAUGCAGAAUCCGUUGUCGACCCCACAGGAUGUGACCUGUACCCACAUUCUGGUAUUUCCCACCAGCGCUGUUUGUGCGCCCUUCACCCGCCAGUUCCAAAAUGAGCCUCAAGUAGAUGAUGACUUCCUUACUUUUGAGGAGGAGGGAAACGAAGACUUUAGCGACGCUGACAUUGGCGACAUUUUUUGGGACACUCAUAUAGACAGGGUUUCCAAUCAUGGCAGUCCCGGACGCAUGGACGAUAAUAGAAGCUGGCAGAGUGCCGGUGGGAAUAACUUCAAGUGUACUCCGCCCCAGGAAGUGGAGGAGGUUGGUUCACUCAACCAGCAACCAAUAUCGGUGGGCUACAUGGUUUCCACAGCGCCCACGGGCCGUAUGCCCGCCUGGUUUUGGUCCGCUUGUCCCCAUCUGGAGGAUGUGUGCCCCGUUUUCCUCAAGACGGCGCUUCACCUGCAUGUGCCUAGUAUACAGACAGCCGAUGAUAUCCUCAACUCGACCAAUGCCCAUCAGUCGGCCAAUGAUCAUCCGUUGGACUCUAUUCUCACAGCGGAUGUACUGCGGUUCGUACUCGAGGGCUACAAUGCCUUGUCAUGGUUGGCCCUCGACUCCAAUACGCACGAUCGUCUCUCCUGUCUGCCCAUCAAUGUGCAGACUCUGAUGGAUCUGUACUAUCUGACGGCAGCCAUAGCCUAAGGAUCUGUGGGAUUAUACAUCUGGGAUCAAAACUAUAGCAACACAACAACAAACAACCACUCAAAAGCUGAAUCAAUCAAACGCAGUCGCAUGCUUCCUUUUAGCAGAACUUCCACUAGCUCUAUUAUAUCAAAACUCAAAGCAACAACAGCAAACUCUAGAAAACCGGUAAAAGGUCUACAACAACCCAAGAAUCGAAGUUAACAGAACCCAAAAAACACCAACACCAACAACAAACAACAACAACAGCAAGCAAGCAAGCAGGCAGUGAACGCAACGCACAGAUUACUUAGCAUAAUCAACACGAAACUAAGAAAACUAAAAUGAUACAAACUAAACAACCAAUCAGAUCGAUCAGAGAGAAAGAGAGAGCGGCGAUUAUCGAUUAUCGUUCACCUCGAUAGGAAGUCUAGAAACAGCAUUACUAUAUUUAUUAAUUGUCGAGAAUUUUGUAAAAAAGUGUCAAGUGUGU